GUGUGAAGCAGCGACACCACCAAGCGUAGGAUCCGGGAACCAGUUUUUCAAUCCGGAAGUUUUCUAUAAGACACGCGUAGAGGUGCUGGACACUGACGAGUUGAUUCUACAAAUGUGCCGUUUGUGAUUUUCUGCUGAAAGUGACAACCCGAUAAAACCAUGCCUCAGGAUAGCCUGGAUCACGAAGAGGUUGUGAAGGGACCCCCCGAAAGUGGUGUGGAUAUUACCGAGCAGCUGCGUCAGCUGGAUCUGGCCAGAGAAGAUGACACUGCUGACAUACAGCUGCAGUCGGACAUUGACAGGAGCGCCACCGAUCUGCAGAGACUGGUCAUCAGGGAGGAAGCCUUACCACGAGGAAAAAGAGAUGAGGUGGAUGGACUGAUCCCCCGGAUGAUGAGACAUGGGGGUGUUAUGCAGACAGAUGGCCAGGUUCCGAUGCCCCCUCCUCCUCCAUACCCCGGUCAUCCCUAUCAGCGUCCAUCUCCCCAACAACGAUCAUCUCCCCCACAGUCACAGCAACAACGACGGCAACAUCAUCAGCGUCAACAGCCGGUUCGAGCUGGACAACAGUACAUACCUGCGCCUCAAGUUGUUUCUCAGGACAAUUUUCAUUUAUAUGGUGUAACUGGUUCAGGAUCAGCUCAAAAUAUUCAUCCAGAAGGCCAUGUUAUGAACCUAGGAACACCGGAGCCUCGUCAGACACUACCACCGCCCUAUCCUGGAGGAGUUCCAUCUGGAACUCCAAGAAGACUGGACGGUUCCCAGAUAGGUAUGGAGCUGUCUGAAACAGAGAUGGUGAAACUAGACGAUAUCAUCUCUAUCCUCAAAAAUGACUUGGAGACAGAUGGAGACGGAUCGAUACCCCGGAUGUCCAUUCCCAGCAUGGAAUCAACUGCUGAUAAUUGUGGUUCCAUUUUGAAGAACGGUCAAUCUGAUUGGUUGCAGACUACUUCACAUCCCUCCAGCGGGAGUUCGCCGGCCCAGGUGGUGCCGAACACCGACGACAUCACAUCACAGAUGCUGUUGCCGAAUUCCACAUCCAGUGAAGACCACAUAAUGGAUUUUUUGCUUUGUGGAAGUCGGUCAGGAUCGUUGCAGUAUCCUCAUUGUAGUGAUGGGCAGCUAAAUAAACACACUGUCAUACAGAACAAUAGUCCAGCUUACCCACCAACAGUGACCUAUCCCUCAUCUAACAGCCCUUGCCUUACUUUCUUUGAGGACAUUUCAGCUCCAAAGCCAGAGUUCUCAAGAACUGACACUCCUGACUUUAAACAACAGAAUACAGGAUCCAGCCAAUCCAGGCUCUUGUUCCAACCAGGCAAAGACAGAGACUCCGUGUUGGGUCAUGGCACAAGGGUCAAGAAUGCAGGCUCAAGCCAUCAACAGUUUGGGUUCUUGCCUGAUCAAAAUGGUGCAUGUCAUGGAGAGGCUCCAGUCUGUCAUUCAAAACAAGAAAGGUUCUCGCCUAACCAGAACAAGACUCUAUGUGGACAAGUUCCAGUGUUUCGGCCACCUCCAGAAGCUCUCGUCUUUCAGCCACCCACGGAAAGGGUCUCACCAGAUCAAAAUAAGGUUCUAUUUGGAGGAGCUCCAGUCUUUCAGGGACCUCCAGAAAGGUUUUCACCAGAUCAGGACCAGGCAAUAUGUGGAGGAGCUCAAGUCUUUCAGCCUCCUCCAGAAAGAUUUUCACCAGAUCAGCACCAGGCACCAUGUGGAGGAGCUCAAGUCUUUCAGCCUCCUCCAGAAAGAUUUUCACCACAUCAGCACCAGGCAAUAUGUGGAGGAGCUCCAGUCUUUCAGGGACCUCCAGAAAGGUUUUCACCAGAUCAGCACCAGGCACCAUGUCGAGGAGCUCCAGUCUUUCAGGGACCUCCAGAAAGCUUGUCAGGUCUCCAGAACAACCCACCCUGUGGACAAGACCCAGUUUUUCCCUCGUGUCCAGACAAGCUCUCACCUGGCCAGGAUGGAAGGUGUACCAAUCCUGGAGAAGCUCCAGGAGGAUCUCCAUGUUCCAGUGCCUCCAGUCAUCAUAGUCCUCAUGGGCCAAGUCCAUCAUGCUCCACAGAGUAUUCUGAUGAGGACGAUGAGGACAUAAGUCAUGAUGAGGACACAGUGGUUCAUUACUUUGCGGAUCUGGGAUUUGAUCAGGUCCAAGAAAUCUACCGAGACAACAAACAAUUAGUUGAAAACAAUGUCAACAAUCUCAAUCAUCAGCGGCAGACUGCCCUCUACAUUGCUGUAAUGUUGCGGAAAUAUGAGAUCAUGGACUUCCUGCUGGAGAUCGGGGCCGAUCCCAACAUCCAGUGUGUGGAACGUAAGAGUGACACAAUGCAAGCCCCCCUGCAUAAGGCCAUCGAACUCGGGGACACACAGAUGGUGUGGCGUCUGCUGUCUGACGAAGGCCAGGACAUUGACCUGCAGCGUGUCUGUGAUAAGAAGACACCCCUGAUGUUAGCGCGCUCCAUGGACACAUACCGGGCAACGGGGAGCGAGAUAGACGUGAAAUUAUUCAUCUCCUGUUGGGCCACGGUGCAUGUAUUGAUAGAUUUAAUGAGAGCAGUGACAAAACAGUCCUCAUGAUGGCGAUCGAGACACGGGACGUGGUCCUCAUAGAACACUUUCUGGACAGUGUUGGUGUUGGGAGGUCACGUGACCUGAUCAACCGCGCCAACAAGGUCGGGAAUACGAGUCUGCACAUUGCGGCAGGUAUGAAGAUGCUGGACAGAGCGGAGCACCUGCGUCUACUGACGAUGCUCAUACACUUCGGUGGAAAUACUGAUGCAGCCAAUCAGGAUCUCAAAACACCGAAAGACUGGAAACGGAAUUUGUUUGAUGAAAUCAAAAGGCAGCAUCUGACGUACCAAACUCGCUACUAGAGACAAGAACAUCGAAUUCAACAUCUCGGGAAAUGUGACAGUCCGAAGUCAUAACUGAGCACAGAGUCCGAAACCCUUACACAAUCAAAUUAGCAGAUCUAAAGUUUGUCCUACUUUUGCAAAUCACUCCAAUGAAGAAAACAGAAGAGGUAGAAAUGAAAGGUGAAAAUCAAUCAAAUACCUUAGCUCUUCCGCCGUAUACCUCAGUCCUUUUUCCAGCAGUACCUGUCACAGCCCUGCAGAUGGCAGGUCAGUUUUUACCACACUCUAGAUUUUCCAAAUUCGUCCAUUAUAUUAGUGGUGCAAAAUGAGUUUCUAUUAUACCAGCUAGGUACACAUGAAGCCCAUUUCUGGGGUCCCCUGCCGUGAUAUUGCUGGAAUAUUGCUAAAAGCGGCCUAAAACCAAACUCACUCACACACUAGCCAGGCACAGGAAUUAUUUGCUUGUAUAUGAUUCUGCUUAUGUCAAGCUCCGCAGUUAGGGAGCAAUACUGGCCUUGUGUUAAUGACAAUUUCUGUGAAUUGCACUGAUAUAGAAUAACCACUAGAAUGCACUGGCUCCAAUCCAAAGUUUGGAACUCAUUUUAUUCCUGUACUGACUUCAACUACUGACCCACAUUCCCUGUUUGUAUCGAGAGUUGAUUCGAAAUAUUUUCACCUUUAUACUCAACAUCUGUUAAAAUGUUGAAUUAGUGAAAUAGCCUGAAAUGUAUUUUUUAUUACUGUAUACUGUGUUUGUUUUUAGUUGUUAAGAACAUAGUUUAUAUAUUCACUAUUCCAUUGUAAUGGUCAUUCCUUAUAGGUUAGAACACAGAACCAGUUUAUGACUGUUUUAUAUAGAGGAGUGAUGUGUCAUAAGAAAAUGAUACUUAAGAAGUGUUUGAAAGGGUUAUAACAUGGGAAAAUGUUGUAUAACAAGGAAAAGUAAUAAACCAUGGGAAGGUGUAAUAUUGAAAAUUGUUAUGACAGUGCCAUGUCUUGUAAGGGACCGUUCAUAAUUUAUGGCUAGGGGGGGUUGAUGAUGAUUUUCGUGGAAAGGCAUGUACAAUGUGAAUGACACCCCCCUUAAAAUUUAUGUACAAAAUAUGUGACCCCCCUUUGCCGUAAUUUAUAAUCAUAUUUUUGUCUUAUUAAUUGUGUACAAAAUUGGUGAACCCCCUAGUACAUGUGUACAAAAUUGGUGACCCCCCUACCUCUCAGAACAAAAUGGGUGACCCCCCUUAAAAUCAUCAUCACCCCCCUAGCCAUAAAUUAUGAAUGGUCCCUAACAUUGAAAAUAUUUAUUACAUGGAAAACAGUUACAUGAGCAUGAUGAAGCUGGACCAGCUCUUUCCUAUAACACCAGGGACAGUGAGUUAGUCUAAUGGGUAUAACGUUUGCUUUUUAUGCUGUAGACCCGGGUUUGAUUCCAUACAUGGGUACAAUGUGUGAAGCCCAUUUCUGGUGUCCCCCGCCGUGAUAUUGUUGGAAUAUUGCUAAACAGCGUAAGACUAUACUCAGUCACUGCUACGACUCUUCUUGUUUCAAUAACCGUUGAACCGUUGACAGUGUGUGCUUUUUCAAGUAAAAAAGUGUUUCAAUGAUAAUUAAAUAGUCACAGCAUCCAUUUCAACAGCAGGUUUGGAUUCUCAGAAAAUUAUGGCUGCAUUUUGGCAUCGGACUCAUCUAAGUCAUAUGCAAUUUUUACCUUUCCAUGGAAACGCAGAAUCCUUGAUGGAAAGCAGAACAUGUCCACGGAAACUGAAACAAUGAAGGCAAUUCUAAUAAUAUACAUACAUUUUGUUAUGUUAAUCUGAUGUACAUUUUCAUAGUCUGUCCUAUUUUUUUAAGAAAUUUGAAUGAUGACCACUGAUAUGUAAGUUGAACAUUCCGUCCUAGUGAAGUGCUAUGUAUAGAUACACUCUACAUUCUUUAAUCAAUUGUUUUAUUCGAAUUUUUAUGUCUGUUUAACUAGAAGUCUUCUUAUCAACAUGGUAAUAAUGUUCAGUUAAUUGCAUCUGUUUUGUUUUGAGAAUGGAAUCCUGUAUUAAAUUCCAGACGAAAUACAUUUGUUUUCAUUUUC
Molecule: messenger RNA, 4938 nt
Organism: Haliotis rubra (blacklip abalone)
Lineage: Eukaryota; Metazoa; Mollusca; Gastropoda; Lepetellida; Haliotidae
Exons: 9
Coding region: 160-2580 (806 amino acids)
Biological process (GO): regulation of transcription by RNA polymerase II; positive regulation of cell differentiation
Molecular function (GO): transcription factor binding
Source: RefSeq, a predicted model, not a curated record